AAAUGCGGCUGCUGUACACCAAAAACCAGAGUCUUCCCUCUCCCUUUCCGCUCUCCUUCUUUGUCUCUCUCUCUCUCUCUCUCCCUGCUCAUCGAUUUGAGCUUAAGAGAUCGAAUAAGAUGAUCCAAGGUCUUGGGGUUUCAAAACCCACCAAUUUGGGUCAAAUUUCGUCAAACUCAGUUUUUUUCAGCGAAUAUUGUUUGGUUUAUUCGUGAAUAUUCGUUGGGAUUGUUUGGUCCGUGAAUUCGACAAUCUCGAUCGAUUCAGGGAAAUUUGAUGAUGGCUUUUGGUGGGUUUUCGAUUUUCUGAGGUGGGUCAAAGAAAGUUUUCGUUUUCGUGGUAAGGUUGCAUAGGAAUGAAUUGGUCAGGGAUGGUUUGGAGAGUUUGAAAGGUUUUUGGGUUGUAUUUUCGUAUGAUUUCUGUGGGGAGCAGGGAUGGGAGGAAGGGGUUAAGGCUAGGGUAUGAUGGUGGUGCAGAGAUGGAAGAGACUGAGCUUGAAGAAGGCGAGACUUGCUCUUACCAAUACAAUGAUGAUUCAACCAUUGACCCUGAUGUUGCUCUCUCUUACAUUGAUGAGAAACUUCAUGAUGUUCUGGGGCAUUUUCAAAAAGAUUUUGAAGGUGGAGUUUCUGCUGAAAACUUGGGGGCAAAAUUUGGUGGUUACGGUUCAUUUCUACCUGCCUAUCAGCGCCCUCCGGUUUGGUCUCGUCCAAAGACACCACUAAAAGUUCAUAACUGCAACACACCCAGAUCGCCAAACAAUUUGCAUCUGGAGGUAGAUAUUUAUGCGAAACAUGGACAAGCUUCUGCAACUGCUGCAUCACUACCUUUAGUGAGGGCUUCUGUUAAUGAUUCAGCAAAAACAGAUGUAGGGGUGUCAUUCGCUCAUUGUACUGAGGAGUCCACUUCAAGAUGUGAACUUGGGAAAAGCUAUGAUCAGCCAUCUGAUCAGAAGACUCUGAAGGUCUGUAUCAAAGUGGGUUCUGAUAAUUUGUUGACUCAAAAAAAUGCUGAAUUAUACAGUGGUCUUGGUUUGGAUAACUCUCCUGCGUCAUCAUUGGAAGACAGCCCCACUGACAGUGGAGGGUUACCUCAUGAACAUCAGGAUGCCCCAGAUGAAUCCCCCACUAGUAUUAUUCAGAUUAUGACAUCAUUUCCAGUGCAUGGCAACUUAUUGUUAUCCCCUCUCCCUGAUGAUCUGGCUUACUUGACUGAAAAGGAAAAGCUUAAAGGAGAAAGUAAGCCUAGAUUUUUACUGAAGGGUGGCCAAGAAAGUUCAAAUGGAUCUGAUUCUGCGAGGGGUGAAGACAAAGUUUUAGGUGGCAAGAAAUCAAAGUCGUUUGAGAAAAAGAAUCUCAAUGAUAAGGACAUUCAAAAUGGCAUUGGUGAGAAAGAAACGGAUAUUGACACUUUGGCUUGUGAAGAACUCGUUGCUAAUGCUCUGAAGCUCCCACUUCUAUCUAAUUCAUAUUCUAAUGUUGACAACUCUGCAAAGGGUACCGCUAAAGCAGUUGAUAACUUCAGGGUAGCUAAUAAGGUGAAGGAAGGAUCCUUCUCUAAUUUAGCUGAAGGGAAUACCUUGGAGGCAGUAUCCACCCAAGAGAUUGGUUUGGUUGAGAAGCCUAGUGGAAACAUUGCUUCAGCUGAUAAGCUUUGGGAAGACAAGAAAGCAGAUUUUCAUAAUGACAUUUCAGACAAGAAAGAGCUGAUGUUUCUUCCAAAACUGACUCAAAUGUUUGUAAGGGGAGAAAAACUCAAAAUGCUGAAUUCAGUGAUCCUUUGGAGCAGAAGGCUAGUAAGAAACCUGCAUCUCAUGAAGAAGAUGAUAUGCAACGCUUCUGGGAAGGAGCAUUCAUCCUCUGGAGGGAAAAAGAAAUCGAAAGGAAGUCGAAGUCAUAGUGCUCAAGGGGCAGAGGUUCCAAAAGACAGCUCAAGGAUGGACUCUUCUUUGGUGCCCAAAAAUAAGAAAAGCAUGCAUGCCAAUAACUAUUUGUCUAAAAGUGAAAUAGAGGACUCCAAAUUACAGAAGGAUAAUGGAAAGGCGAGAAAUAGAUACAGAGACUUCUUUGGGGACAUAGAACUAGAAGAUGGAGAUAAUCAUGGGGAUUCGGCUGAAAUGCUUUCAAUUGAUAAGCCGAAGACCUUUGAGUCUGUUGAGAGAAGCACAUUUGCAUCUAAUAGAACAUUGAAAGAAAGGUUAAAUGGCAAGAAAAUGGAUAAGCCAUCUACAUCAGAGGCAUAUUCAAAAGAAGCUUUGAAUGCCGCUCCAAUCACUGGAAAUGGAUCCAUUUCUGAUGCAGCGCCUGGAACAUUGGAUCCCCUAGCCAAUGACAAUUGGGUCUGCUGCGACAAAUGUCAGAAAUGGCGGCUUCUUCCACUUGGUACAAAUCCCGAAAGCCUUCCCGAGAAGUGGCUUUGUAGCAUGCUUAACUGGCUGCCUGGAAUGAACCGGUGUAGUAUUAGCGAGGAGGAGACAACUAAAGCUCUAAUGCCUCUAUACCAAGUUCCUGCUCCUGACAAACAAAUUAAUCAGCAUUGUCAUCGUGCUGGUGUUCUACCUGGACUAUCCAUGACUGAUGACAGUCGUUUUGAUCAAAACCACCGAAGUCUUGGUUUCCAUGCAGUGCCUAAAGGUGGAAAGAAGAAAAAUAGAAUAAAAGAAGUAUUGGCUGCAACGAGCCAAGAUGGUCCUCCACAACUUUUUAACUCUAUGAAGAAGAACCUUCAGGCAGCAGUGAAAAGUAGAAGCUUAAAUGGUGUGAACCAGUCUCCUGUAGCGAAUGAAAUUGAACCUAUGUAUUUAAACAAGUCUAGUGUUGUUGAGAAACAUAGACAUAAACAGAAAGAGAAGAAUAAACUACUUGAACGACAUUCUGAUGGAGGUGAAACUAGUUCCUCCAAGAUCAAAAGCAAAUGGGACACCGAUCAAGAUUGUUUCAGAAUUUCUAAGAAAAUUAAGUUAGAUGGUAUGCGUUUUACUGAUGAAGAUUGGAUGCAUGACAAUGAUGGACCUGUGGGGAAGGUGGGUCCUAGCUCAAGUAGUGGUUUUUCAGUAAAUGCAUCUCAGAAUGAUCAGCACAAAGACGAUUACCAUUCUCUUAAGGACAGAAAGUGUGAGGCAGAUAACGGCUCAAAAGUUCCUCCUAGAAGUCCAAAAGGCCAAUUUCAGGUUACUUCAGAUGAUGGAUCUCCAUAUAUGGAAAAAAUUGAUGAUAAAGGUGUUACAAGGAAGAGGAAAAUGGAACAUACAAGUGAAAACAUUCACAGGAAGGAAAUGAAGGCAAGCGUUUCCAAGUCUGAAGGGAAAGAAACCAGCACAAGCAAAGGCUCUGAUGGAACCAUGAAAAAAGGUAGAAGUACAAAGGAGCAGCAAAUGGGACCAAAUCUGGGGGGCACUCUGUCUCAACGGAGCUUGGAUGCUAUGGAUUCUUUGAGAAGGGAUUUAGGAUCGGUACAACCUACUCAGGCAGCCAAUUCAAGUUCUUCAAAAGUUUCUGGCUCCCAUAAGAACAAAACUAAUAUGCAUGAAGUGAAAGGCUCACCAGUAGAAUCAGUUUCUUCGUCUCCUCUGAGGUUUUCAAAUUCAUAUAAAUCUACAUCGAGAAGAAGCUUUGAGGGCAAAGAUGUAUUUGGAGAUGCUGGUUUGUUUGCUACUGGUACUCCAAGAAGAUGUUCAAAUAAAGAUGACAGAAUGAGCAACCGGUCCGGGACAGUCAAGAAGGAUGAAAUUUUUGUCACCCAUUGUGGGUCCAUGAAGCCCGCUGUGCUUGAUUUUCAAGAGAGGGAUAUAGGUCAUUUAGCUGGUAGGGAAGCUAAAAUACAGUUUGUACAUUCUCCUGAAUUUGCAAAUUGCCAUUUUGCUAAUGGUAGUACUGAUACCUUUGGCAAUGAUACUGAGCACCCUGGCAAACCACAUACUUCAGAUCAACACUGUGAUGAAGAACGAGGGAAUGACAUGCAGUAUCAUGCUAAUGUGUCUCAUCCGAAGAAGUCUGGGAAGGGAUCUUCAUCAUGGUCAAAGGAAAAGAAUGGCAGUUCUAAAUCAGAACUUGAUAAGGGUAAGGUCAAGAUUUCUGAAUCUAUAGAUCAUACACCUUAUGAAGAAAAAUCAGGGGCUAGAAAAAACAAAGUUCAGGAGAAACUUGGGGUUAAUUCUGAUAAGGUUGAAAAGAAUUUUAUGGGUAAGAAAGAGUCUGCAGGUGAAGUGGCCGGUGAGAAUCGCGAAAGUGAGAGUCAAUCAAAAUUUGGAGGGAAUGAUGGUUUGGAUGUUAGAGCAGAUGCUCUUUGUAGCCGGGAUCAGAAGCAAAAUCUACAACUCGACCAUGAUGAAAGAUCUUCAAAGAAGCAUCUUUCUGACAAAACAGAUCAGGUUGAAGUAUCUGGAAGAGGAAAGUCACACUCAUUGCCACCCUCUGGAAGAGGUCAAAAUGAGACAGUGACACAUUCUCUCCAUUUAAAUCCUGGACACCAGAAAGAGAAUGGAGGAAACAGUUUGUUAAUUGAUGCUUCUGAGGGUGAUGAUGCAUUGAAGGCUUCAAAACACACAAAAAGGCCUGAGAACCAGAAUGGAAAUCAGCCGGUUAGAUCAAGACAACCAACAAUUAAUGGCCAUAGGGUCAGGGAUGCGGAUGCCACAAUUCCUGCCAGAAGAGAUUCCUCCUGUCAGGCUGCCACUAAUAUUGUAAAGGAGGCAAAGGAUCUUAAACACUCUGCUGAUCGCCUUAAGAAUUCUGGAUUAAGUGUUGAAAGUACAGGUCUUUACUUCCAGGCAGCCCUUAAGUUUCUUCAUGGAGCCUCUUUAUUGGAAUCUAGCAAUGGCGAGAGUGCCAAGCAAGGCGAGAUGAUUCGGUCAAUGCAAAUGUAUAGUAGCACAGCAAAACUCUGUGAGUUUUGUGCUCAUGAAUAUGAGAAAUCCAAGGACAUUGCUGCUGCUGCUCUGGCCUACAAAUGCAUGGAGGUGGCAUAUAUGAGAGUAAUUUAUUACUCGCAUACCAAUGCAAGCAGAGAUCGGCAUGAGUUGCAGACAGCUUUGCAAAUAGUUCCUCCUGGUGAAUCUCCCUCUUCCUCUGCCUCCGACGUUGAUAACUUAAACAACCCAACAACAUUAGACAAGGUUCCCAUAACCAAGGGUGUUAGCUCUCGUCACAUUGCUGCAAACCAUGUUAUUGCUGCAGGCAACUGCCCCAGUUUGGUGCGGCUGCUCAACUUUCUACAGGAUGUAAAUUUUGCAAUGGAAUCCUCGAGGAAAUCUCAAAUUGCUUUUGCAGAAGAGGCUCAGCAUAGAGAAGGUAUAACUUCAAUUAAAAGGGCUCAGCACAGAGAAGAUAUAAUUUUUGUUAAAAGGGCUCUUGAUUUCAGCUUCCAAGAUGUGGACGAAUUAUUACGUUUGGUACGGUUGGCAAUGGAAGCAAUUAGUCGUUAACUUGUAGUUGAGAUUAUGUCAAACCAAGGAAUGGUUUUGUUUCUUUGGUUUUUUUCCUUCCAGUUUCCAAUUUUUUUCCUCCAGUUUUCAAUCAUUAAGGAAGAAAAGGAAAGAGGAUGACCUGGAUCUUUCUGCUGCAUUACGUAAUAUCUGUUAAGAAACAGGUGUUAGCAGUUCAGUGCCUUUGUACAUCUGUAUCAUACCAAUCAAAUUUGUAGAAUUCACACCGCCUUAUGGCUAUCUAUAGAAAUACACAAAUUGUGCCAGUGCUUCAUAUCAUCACAUUGUUGCUGAUCUAACAGGAUCUUUUGUUACAGGUAAACAAGUGGAACAACUGUUGUGGUAUCACCAUCAACUUAUGAAGUGCUUCAUUUUCACACCCCCAAUCUCUUCUGUUGUAUUCUUUCUUUUCUUUUGGUAGAUUUUGUACAAUAGAUAAACAGAGACUUGAUCACUGUCUCAUUAUAUGUACAAACAUGCCAUUUGUUUCAUUCUACGUAAUAAAAGUUUCGUCUCAAACUUACUAUA
Camellia sinensis is the source of this 5950-nucleotide messenger RNA. Its product is annotated as cysteine-tryptophan domain-containing zinc finger protein 3-like. Lineage: Eukaryota; Viridiplantae; Streptophyta; Magnoliopsida; Ericales; Theaceae. Gene Ontology annotation, molecular function: zinc ion binding. The record is from RefSeq and is a predicted model, not a curated record.